UUAUGUAUGUACACUGUAUAGCAGCUCUGGAACUUCAAGUUCAUUCUUUCCUUUUUGUUUCAACUGACAACAGCUUUAGAUCAGCACAUCUAAGGAUGCCUGGACGGAGGAAGUGGUACGUCUGGGACUGUUGCCGUCGACUGCCACAGCAUGGCCCUGACAGUGUCCACAGUUGGCUUGUGGCCGGAGCAUGUGCCAUGUCAUCGUUCUUCGCACUGGCUGGGUGGCGUUCCAUGGGAUUGCUAUUCGUCGCUAUGCUCGAGACUUUCCGCGUCACCAGGGUGGAAGCUUCAUGGCCCAUAGUGGUGCUAGGUGCCCUAGGCUACAUGGCAGGCUUGAUUACGGGACCCCUGGCGCACAGUUUCGACGCUAGCCGAGUCAUGAUUGCGGGCGCUGCGAUGUCAAGCAUCGGCCUUAUGUUGAGUUUUUUUGCCACAACAACUGGUUUUCUGACUUUUUCACUGGGUGUAGUGCAUGCCAUUGGAACGGGCAUGGUGUACAUAGUGGCCCCCACCAUAAUCAGCGAGCACUUUGUCAAGAACAAGGGCCUAGCGAUGGGACUCAACUACGCCGGCGUCACCGCAGCUCUUUUUGUGUUUCCUAAGCUGUUUGAGUACCUCAUCACUGCAUAUGGACUUCGUGGUGCUCUUCUUAUCAGCGGUGCUAUCACCAUGAAUGGAUUUGCGUUUAGCUUAUUCUCCCGCACACCUCAUUGGCGCAAAUCUGUGGUAAAGGACAUUGAAAACUUCGCUGGUUUGACCACCAAAAGCAUAGAGAGUCAAACGCACAACAAGCUACGUAAUUUAUUCGCAGUGUUCAAGAGCCCAAUGUUUUUUCUUUUGAUGUACAGCUUCAACGCUUACGCUAUGUCGUAUGAUUUUUACAUGUCGUUGUUCGUCGACUUUGCCUGUGAUAGAGGGGUACUGAUAUCGACUGCUGUUACCGUAAUGGCAGCAGGAGCAGUCUCCGAGGGUUUCGGCAGGUUCAUGUUGCCGAUCGCCGUCGACCGAAAUCUUUUGAAAAGCAGCGUGGCCCUUACGAUCACACUGUGUGUGGAGGCGUUCGCCUUCCUGCUUCUACCUUUCCUGAACAGUCACGAACUCAUCUUCACCGUAGCCAUUGGAAUUGGCUUCGUCAUCGGCACUGGUAUUGUCAUUUUCCCGGCGACUCUGGAAUACUAUUUCGGCCAUGAGAAGAUGUCAGUGGCCUUCGGCAUUGUCGUCGCGUCGGCUGGACUUCAAUCAUUUCUGCGGCCUUCGUUGAUAGGCUACUUCAGGGACGAAGGUGGCGCCUAUGACUGGCUCUUCGUCAUCUGCGGAAUGGUCAACGUGGUCGCAGUUGCUCUUUGGAUAGCUGUGCUUGGACGGGAGUGCUGCAGGAAAGACAGGAGCAUAUUGAACUCACGUCUGGUGCAGGCUUUCUUGCACAAUCUUGCUGGCAUUGUAGCUCACGAAUAUUGCACACGGGACUGUGAGUACGUUGAUCUUUCCGAAGUAGAACUGGCCUUUGGGAGCUUCCUCGUACCUCGUGACUGUUCCCGAGACCUAAUCCUGGAGGUCAACCUUUUACGGGACCAGGGCGCUAUUAUGGAUCUUCAAGAGCGUACCGCGACAUUUUCGAUAGCUGGAUGCCCCGACAAAUCUAACGACAUCUGUGACAGCAAGUUUCGUGUUUCUGCCGACAGCAUCACAUUGCCUCAACGUUCAAGCAUCCUUGCUGAUGUGCUGUCCGACAAGUUACAGGAUG
Rhipicephalus microplus (southern cattle tick) is the source of this 1746-nucleotide messenger RNA. RefSeq names its product monocarboxylate transporter 9-like. Gene Ontology annotation, biological process: transmembrane transport. Gene Ontology annotation, molecular function: monocarboxylic acid transmembrane transporter activity. NCBI's taxonomy places the organism in Eukaryota, Metazoa, Arthropoda, Arachnida, Ixodida, Ixodidae. The record is from RefSeq and is a predicted model, not a curated record.